AUGCAAGGGCGCACUCUUAGCUCAGCCCUUUCGCGGGGUUUCUCGCGUCGCGCCGUCCAGACCAUCUUCGCCUCGAAACUCUGCUUCAAUCGCUCGCAAUUGGCAACCCAUUCUUUCUACCGGUCGCUAUCAUCUCUACCGAAUCUUCCCCUCUUUCGCGCCCUCCAGAACCACGACCGAUCCAGCCUUGCCGUCGUGCACAGCGCGUCGUCGCGUUCCUUCACCUACGGGAAUUUGGUCGCCGAUGUGCUUCGUGCGCAAAAGCAGCUGCGCGAGUCCGCCGGCGGUGAUCAGCAUGCCCUGUCCGGGGAGAGAGUCGCGUUUCUUGCGGAGAAUAGCUACGACUACGUAGUGACGCUUCUCUCGAUCCUUGCGAACGAUGCCAUCGCCCUUCCCCUCUCCCCGGCCUUCCCGAUCGGUGAAUUGAAGUAUAUUAUGGAUAAUUCACAAGCUAAAGUGCUUAUUGCGACUGAGAAGUACGCGGACAAAGCGCAGAAUAUUGUGAAGGCGGGGUUGGAUCGCGAGCCUACCCUGAACGUGCGGGAGAAAAUCACGGCGGGAGCGAAGAUCUCGGAAGACGUGACAUUGGAGGAUUAUAAACAGGCACCUCAGGGCGGAAUGAUGCUGUAUACUUCCGGCACAACCAAUAGACCGAAAGGCGUGCUGAUUCCCCAAUCUGCGCUCACCGCGCAAGCUGCUUCGUUACUCGAGGCGUGGAAAUACACCCCAGAGGACCGGCUUCUCCAUCUUCUUCCCUUACAUCAUAUCCACGGAACCGUGAAUGCCAUCGUGGCGCCUGUUCUCGCCGGGUCGUCGAUUGAAUUCAUGUUUCCGUUCAAUACGGAUGCUGUGUGGAAGAGACUUGCAGCUCCAUUCUUACCGGGCAAUGAAUUGAGCAAGAUCACCUUCCUAACGGCUGUCCCGACCAUCUACAACCGCUUACUAGCUUCGUUCCCUGGCCUUUCGCCGCAGCUCCAAGAAGCCGCGAGGAAGGGAAUUUCCCCCGAAAACCUCCGCCUCAACAUCUCUGGAUCGGCGGCUCUCCCGACCCCGACGAAGCAAGCAUGGCAAGAUCUAAGCAACGGCAACGUUCUCCUAGAGCGUUAUGGCAUGACAGAAGUGGGAAUGGCGAUCAGCUGCGGUCUCGACUUCGGUGACCGUGUAGAUGGCAGCGUUGGCUGGCCGUUACCGUCUGUGGAGGCCAGGCUUGUAGACACGGACACGAAUCAGAUCAUCAAGCCUGGCGAGGAUUUGGAUGAACACGGACGCGAAAGAGAAGGCGAAAUCCAGCUGCGCGGCCCGACCAUAUUUCGCGAGUACUGGGCCAACGAGAAAGCCACGCAAGAGGCCUUCGUCGAUAGCCAGGACGGCAAAGGUCCAUGGUUCAAGACUGGGGAUGUGGCUACGCGUCGGGUUAUCGAGGAUGCCGGUAAGGGAACAAGCGGAGAGUGGGCGCGAGGCCCAAUGUACUUCAUCCAAGGCCGGCAAAGCGUGGACAUCAUCAAGGUUGGUGGUGAGAAGGUCAGCGCACUUGAGGUCGAGAGGGAGUUGCUUUCGCUCCCGCAAAUUGCCGAAGCUGCUGUUGUUGGCCUUCCGUCUGAACAAUGGGGCCAAAGAGUCGCUGCCAUCGUUGUCUUGAAGGCUGAUGGUCCCACUGGUCGCAAUGGCAAACCAUGGGGUCCGAUGGAUAUGCGCCGAGCACUGAAAGACCGACUAGCAGCUUAUAAGAUGCCACAGGAAAUGAAGAUUCUCGAUACGCCGAUCCCGAGAAAUGCUAUGGGAAAGGUAAAUAAAAAGACACUCGUGAAAGAGGUCUUUGAGAUAUAGACAACACCUUGGAACAUCUGUACUAUAAUAUUUGUAUGAAUAAAUUUUGGAAUCAUAGGCUUGGUCGAUGCUCAGGCUAAUAGCAAAACGAAUCUCCACUCAACCACAAUCUGACAGACCGCAGACUGACAGAUGAGCGUCCUUCUGAAACAUGGAACGAAUCUUUUCAAUUCCAACAUUCGAUGCAAACUGUGCUUCAGCUAAAGACUGGCCGAUCUCCGUGUUCUUCGGCCAACAGCCCAUCGGGAAAAGAUCCUCGACUACCGAAUUGGACACGGACUAGACAUCCUCUCCAAGACUUCCAAGAAAUGCGAAACAAAACCCCACAUUCAUUUUUCCGGUCUGCAGGUGUCUUCUGAUGAUGAUCCCUACACUGCCGGGCAUUUAUUCACAUUCUUCAUACUCUACCCCGGCUUUGGCCCGUGGCGAGCUUUCCCG
Aspergillus steynii IBT 23096 is the source of this 2265-nucleotide messenger RNA. Its product is annotated as acyl-CoA synthetase. NCBI's taxonomy places the organism in Eukaryota, Fungi, Ascomycota, Eurotiomycetes, Eurotiales, Aspergillaceae. Gene Ontology annotation, biological process: fatty acid metabolic process. The record is from RefSeq and is a predicted model, not a curated record. The transcript has 5 exons. Gene Ontology annotation, molecular function: medium-chain fatty acid-CoA ligase activity. The coding region runs from base 1 to 1827 and encodes 608 amino acids.